AUGGCAGCAUUAAACUCAGUAAAUACUCUGUUCUUUAGAAUAGUGUUUCUUCUUACCAUUUCCUUCUUUUGUUUCAAAGACAUCAAUGUCAUUUUGGAGAACUCAUAUUUCCAAACUUUCACUGAUGCGAUGAAUUUGCCAUCGUUGACUUUAUCAAAGUAUAAUGCACAACUAGGAUUAUUUGGUGUAUUAUUUGCAUAUUUGGCUCUCUUAGACUUUAUUCCAUUAUUAGAAAACAACACUAUGUACUUUUAUUCCAUCGUACCUGUGAGAAUGUUGUUGUUUUUUGUUUUUACUACAUUGUCGUACAUGUGGGAAAGUAACCUAUAUUUGCACAACAAUUCUGUUUUUGUUUACUCAUUUUCUGAGGUUUGGAUCAAUUUUAUUAUUUACAGUGCAUUAAGAGAGGAGAAAAACAACGAAGUGAAUCAAAGAAGUAAAUUCAUUAAUGAGGAAUUCCUCACUGAAGAUGAACCUUUUGAAUCAAAGAAAGAGCAUUCUGAAGUAUUACCUGUUGAAGAACAUAGUGAUUGA
This is a messenger RNA of Kazachstania africana CBS 2517, 534 nucleotides long. RefSeq names its product Ilm1p (gene ILM1). The record is from RefSeq and is a predicted model, not a curated record. NCBI's taxonomy places the organism in Eukaryota, Fungi, Ascomycota, Saccharomycetes, Saccharomycetales, Saccharomycetaceae. The coding region runs from base 1 to 534 and encodes 177 amino acids. The transcript has a single exon.